CAGAUAUCAGAUGUUUGGGUGUUUUACCCGGGAUCACCCUGGAUUGCGGAUUGCUCUGGAAUUUCGCCCAUCACAUUGGCAUAAUCGCUCUGACGAGCAUACACUCGCAUUUCCCAAUUUUUUUUUUUUAAAUAGCGUUACUAAUGUUUUAAUCUAUGCCACUAUAACCACUGGUUGACUGAUUCAUUGGAAAUAUGAAAAGGAAAGCAAGAAUGCAAGGAACUCACAUCAAGAGAGAGAGAGGAGGAAAGCGGAGAUCUUGCCAAGGAGGUGGCGAAAAAAUUCCAGCAGUCUCUGUUGGUCAAAGUGGUUUGUUUCAUGAAGCUUCCAAGCAGGGUAGCUUGCAGAAGGUAACACCUGUUUCAUCUAAAGAGAAGUCUACAAAUGAACCUACCAAAAUAGAACGUCAAAAUAUCCCUUCUGAUGAUGCACUUAACACUGACGUCACCACCCCGUCAAACAUCUCUUCAGAUGGGAGAAGUAAUUUUGAUGAGGACGAGGAAGAUGAUUAUGAGUCCUUUUCCGCAACCAGACAAACAAAGCAAUCACGCAGAAGAUACAGGAAUCAGAGAAACAGACAAGCAGGUCGACCAUACGAAGGAUCAAUGAAAGGAGCUGAUGGGAAAAGAGUUUAUGUGUUAAAGGGUGGAAAAAAAGCGGGACCAAUAUGCAACUUUGAAAUACACCCACCCUGGUUGGAGUGCAAAGAGUUUGCUGACAUUGAUUUGAACUCUAUCAUGUCUGACAUCAUUAAAAAGUAUCCCUCAAGAAUGAAACAGAUUGAAUUUGUCUGGUCUUCAGUGCAAGUUGGAGAACAAAAAUUGAGGAGAUCAGAUAGAACCUACUUCCUACAGCAUCCUAAGACUAAGGAAAGCCACAGGGUUUGCUGCAAACUCUUUGCAUCUUGCAUUGGCCAAAGUGUGCGGACUCUUCGCCGUUGGACAAAUCCUGAAACCAUUGCCACUCCUUCGGACAUUUCCCCAAGCACCCUCAUUACUAUGGAGAUAGAGGACGAUGAAGAGAGAAAUAGUCCUGAAAACUGGAAAGGAGAAGUCUUACCACUCAAUGCAGAUGAACAGUAUGUGGUUGAAAGCUCCUGUGAUGCAGAGGAAUUGAUGAAUAUAGUUCCCGAAGAAGAGUCAAGUUCAACUUCAAUUGACAUAGACAAAUCAACUGUCGCUGAAAUCAUCAGUGAUGCAGAUGGAGAGAGUAAUGAUGCUUUGACUGCACUUUUUUCAGAGAAGAAGAAAUGCAAGCAAUCGCGCAGAAAGACAAUCAACCAAUUCAAAAGGCAAACUGGUCGUCCAUAUGAGGGAACAACUAUUGGAGCUGAUGGGAAAAGAGUUCGUGUGAUGAAGGAAGGGAAGAAGGCAGCUAUGUGCUCUUUUCACUCUCAUCCGCCUCAGUUUGAAUGCAAAGAGUUUGCUGAUGCUGACUUGGAUGCCAUACUCUCUGAAGUCCUGUCGAAGUGUCCGUCAAGAGCCAAACAAAUUGAAUUCGUUCAGUCUUUAAUCAAAGUUGAAGAAGGGAUGAACGGGACUGAGCUACGUUUCUAUUUCCUUGAGCACCCAGAGACCAAGAAUAAACACAGGGUUUGCAGCGAACUUUUUGCAUCAUGUGUCGGCCAAAGUGUGCGGACUGUUCGCCGAUGGGGUCUUCCAGGAUAUACCGCCAAGAACGAGAGUCAGUUUGUGCUUCUCGGCCCAGAUGCUCUUUUGCCUCCUAGAUCUGACACAAAGAGCCUUGAUGAAUUCUUCAGCAAUUUGCCAAAGAUUGAGUCUGAAUACGCUAAAAGAGCUCAUAAUGAGCAAAAAGCUCAAAAAAAGGCUGGCAGAUUAAAUUACUGGAUUAAGUCAAAGAAACAAUUACAUCAAAUUUACACUGAUUUCUGCAAGGAACAUGGUUAUGUUCAGUUUGGAAGGACGAAAUUCGUUGAAGAGAUGAAAAAAAGAGGCGUGGAACUAAUCAGUUUCUAGGCUGGAAGUCAAAAGUGGCAGGCCUGAAGUUAAAGUACAAAGGAAAAUUAAUUUGCUGCUCACGCAACUGUGAAUGAAAUGAGGGAAAUGAUGACUAGAACUUUGUCGUUGAUUGCACCUACUGCGGUAUAAAUUAGUUAAUUUCAUUAAUAAAUAAUGACAAAACAGCUAUUUCGUAAGUUGUUUUCCGUUACAAGCUCAAUAUUAAAAUGAGCUGAUAUUCUGAACAAUGCAAAAUUACUCAAAUGCCUCAUACGUUCUGCUCGUUGGUAAUCAAUAAAAGCUUAUUGCACCAUCUUUAUACAUAUAUCACAAGGUAUUUCAUUUUGAACUCAAAAUCCUGUUUGGCAAUGUGUGGUUAGAUGUGUAACGCCUAAUUGAUUGCGCUGGUCCUCAUUGUUGACAGCUGCUUGCGGAAUAACGCUAUAUAAUUGUAAUUGUCACAUGGUUAGUCCAAUAUUUUUUGCAUGGUCAUGAAAAUAAGUUAAUUUGCGAUGCAACUGUACUUUUUCUACAUAAAAAGUUUAAUAAAGAAAAGUUGAUUUUAAAUCAAUUCAAUUCCGCUUAA
Messenger RNA from Cloeon dipterum, 2544 nucleotides. RefSeq lists its product as uncharacterized. Bases 195 to 1976 code for a protein of 593 amino acids. Lineage: Eukaryota; Metazoa; Arthropoda; Insecta; Ephemeroptera; Baetidae. The transcript has 10 exons. The record is from RefSeq and is a predicted model, not a curated record.